GAGCUCUGCACAUACCAGGAUGACUCUGCCAAUAGAAGAUGCUUCAGGGUUAGUCUAGCUGGUGUUGUUCUACUGCUACUAAGGUUUGGAUGGGAGUUCCCCUGUGGACUGGAUCCAAGCACAGCUGAUACUGGAGAAGCAUUGUGCACUGCAGCAGCUCACCGGCUGGAACCAGAAUCACCCACCUCCCAAAAAAGAGCCGUGGGGAAAUGAUGAAAUCCAGAAUUUUAUGGAGUUCUUCAGUCACAAUUAUCUGUUUGAUUCAAUUUCUGGGACUCAAAGGCGUCCAGGCUGAGACCAUCGAAUGUUACACCUGCAUGGAUCGAGGAGAAGGGUCCUGCUUACCGGACAGAGCGGUGAAUGUUUCCUGCCCUCCAGAUCAUGACAUGUGUGUGGAGACCAUCACAGCCAUAAAGACAAGUCAUGACAACCAUGUUGUGCUGAGUAAAGGCUGUGGCUAUGGUGGUCCCACUAUGCUGGAAAAAAACAUAAUAUCCUACGGAUUAUCCAUAUAUAUGCAACUUAGCCAAUGCAACACUAGCUUGUGCAACACCAACAUGGACCUGAAACACUACAACCUUGCCCCUGAUGAUAAUAUAACUCAAGUACCUAACGAUGACCAAUGCUACAGCUGUGUAGGAACACCUAAAGCAGAGUGUUCGCCAUCCAGCGCUCCUGUAAAGCAAUGCUACAAUGCGUACAACCACUGCUUUGAUGGAAAUCUCACCAUAUCCACUGGUAACGAAACAACAACCGUACCACUCAAGAGCUGCUCCACGAGAUACCACUGUGGUAAGCACACUCUAACCUACGGGAGCGUGACUGUCGAGAUGAUAGGAUCCUGCUGUUCAGAAGACCUCUGCAACAGUGACCUGUCCAAUAAAACACAUCUGGCGGAGCUGCCGUAUCUUGUCCUGCUGAAUGAUAAGAAUGAGCAAGAUCCCGUCAAAGUGGUUCCGCCUAAUUUUGUAAGCGCAACACCAGAGGCAGAAGUAACUCACGAUAAUCGCUCCCUUGUGCCUAAGGAUUAUAACGUGGCUAAUGGACUUUCCUUUUCACUUUGGCUUUCUUUUAUUUUAAUUACACUUUCUCUUGUGAACUGUAGCUCUCUUUUUUCCUAGGGAAGGGUCUGCCAAUGUAUCAAGGGGGAAGGGGGAUCAUGCCCCAAUAUCCCCCGCCCCCCCCGUCAUUCUAACUUGAUUUUUUCAAAUGAGAGUUGGCACUGAGUGGGUGACAAGGCCUCUUUAAAGGUAACCUAUGCUGAUACAAAUACUAGCGGUGGCCUCUUUCUUUCAAAAACCCUAGUGCAUGCUGGUCUUCUUAUUGAUCUAUGUAACGAUCAGGUGUUAACACUGUUUACGAUAUUCCAUUCCACCAACCCAAGACAGCUUAUCCGACACUCCACAAUCCAGCAGACACGAUCCAUAAG
Molecule: messenger RNA, 1429 nt
Organism: Rana temporaria (common frog)
Lineage: Eukaryota; Metazoa; Chordata; Amphibia; Anura; Ranidae
Gene: LYPD3
Product: LY6/PLAUR domain containing 3
Exons: 5
Coding region: 210-1121 (303 amino acids)
Cellular component (GO): plasma membrane
Source: RefSeq, a predicted model, not a curated record